GUCUUGGCCUGUGCUAUAUAGGACUGGGUGUGUCCGUCUGUGUGUCCUGACCUAUAGAGUACACCGUUUGUUUGUCUGCCGUACACAGCCAUGGCUCUGCGCGCCGGCUGUCUCCUGCCCCUCAUCUUCAUUGUAUCAGCAAGUUUAUUGAGGCAGGUGGCGCCGCAGCAGCUAGGCGGGUACAGGGCCAAGAGGCACGUACUGGUGACUGUACGGACACGACUCACUCCUGGUGCACUGCAGAGUGUCAGGGUUGAAGACAAGGUCACCAGAGCACGUCUCCGUCGGGGCGUAGUCAUCAUUGACCUCCACACAGUGGUAGUAUUCCCUCAGGCACUGUGUCUUGCAUUUGGGGAAGAAGCCUGUCUCCUGGCACGUGUACGGGUCGAUACAGCCUUUCUUGUCUACCACGUUCCUGCACAGCGUCAUGCACGGCGCCGUGCUGUUACACUCUCCUGCGUGCAUGUCAAAGUGCUCACCAUCCCUACACUCACCAGGGAUGACCGGUAUUUCAUCUGGUUCUUAGUAGAAGAACUUCCGGCAGUCUGUGGGGUCCUCUACCUUCUUGCAUACUUCUCUUAUGUUGCAGUAGGGAUGGCAGUGGCAGCAAGCAGACUCAUCCACACCACACUUCUCCCCAUCAAAGUACGGUGCAUCAGCAGGACACGUCAUAGCCAGCCCUGGCUCUGUGCCGGUACAUUGGUGGCACAGAUAGGCAAGCAUGUGCCCUCGUCUGGCUUGCAGUUAAGCAUCUGGAAUAUCUGACCGUCGGGCAUGGGAGGGGGUUAUCGUAUAAGAAGCUGUUCUCAUCCUUGCACACGUAGUAACUGCUGCAGUCAGAAGGACUCAGCAUUCUUUCGCCUGGGGCACACUCAGCACAAUUGGUCCCAUCAACCGCACAAGGAUCGGGUGUUGGGGGAUCGCCGCAUACAGCAACUACCAAGAUGACUGUUGUCGAUGCCUGGCGGUGGGGACACACUGGUUAGGGUGACACACACACACACACACACACACACACACACACACACACACACACACACACACACACACACACACACACACA
Portunus trituberculatus (swimming crab) is the source of this 1063-nucleotide messenger RNA. RefSeq lists its product as uncharacterized. Lineage: Eukaryota; Metazoa; Arthropoda; Malacostraca; Decapoda; Portunidae. The coding region runs from base 91 to 765 and encodes 224 amino acids. The record is from RefSeq and is a predicted model, not a curated record. The transcript has 2 exons.